This is a messenger RNA of Plasmodium falciparum 3D7, 2034 nucleotides long. It is a transcript of the gene CYP81, whose product is annotated as peptidylprolyl isomerase. Gene Ontology annotation, molecular function: isomerase activity; peptidyl-prolyl cis-trans isomerase activity. Lineage: Eukaryota; Apicomplexa; Aconoidasida; Haemosporida; Plasmodiidae. The record is from RefSeq and is a predicted model, not a curated record. Gene Ontology annotation, cellular component: nucleus.
AUGAAAAAGAAAAAGUAUGUUUAUCUCGAAUUCAGCAUCAACCGUAUUACGCUUGGGAAAGUUUAUUUUGAAUUAUUUAAUGAUGAGGAAAUAAAAAAAUCUGUUGAUAAUUUUUUAAGUCUAUGUAAAGGCCAAGAUUAUCACAGUAUAUAUUCGAAUGAUAUUUUAAGUUAUAAAUAUUGCAAGAUCGAGAGAAUAAAAAAAGGGAAAUGUAUAAAGAGUGGAUAUUUAAGAAAUAAAAUAAAUAUAAACGAUGAUAAAACGUAUUAUCUUAAUAAUAAUAAUGGUGGUGAUGAUGAUGGUGACUAUAAUUCUAUAGAUAAUAUAUAUAAUUCAUUAAAAAAUAAAAUGAAAAAUUCCAAAAAAAAUAAAUAUGAAAAAGUAGAAUGUAUAUAUGGGAAUUAUUAUAAUAAAGAAUAUAGUAAAAGAAAACAUACAUGUGCUGGUUUAUUAACCAUCGUGCAAGUAGAAGAUAAAAAAUAUUCGUCUAUAUUUAAAAUAACUUUAAAUAAAACACAUACAUAUAAUAAUAAAAAUAUUAUCAUAGGACAAGUUAUUAAAAAUAUGCAUAUAUUAAGAGCUAUAGAAAUGUUACCAACAUGUAAUAAUGGAAACCCAAAAGUUCUAUUAUAUAUUUCCGACUGCAACGAGGUAAAUGAAGCAUUUUUUAAAAAAGAAAAAAUAUCCUCAAGACAAAUGUAUAUUAAUAACAUGUUUAAGAUGGCAGCCCAACAAUCUGUACAAAAUGGUUUAUCAAAAGAUAAUAAUAAUAAUAAUAAUAAUAAUAAUGAUAAUAUUAUUAAUAAUGAUGAUGAUAAUAUUAUUAAUAAUAAUGAUUUACUAUAUGAACAACAAACAUAUAAUCAUUCUUAUGAUAACUACACUAUAGGAAACCAAUCUCAUGACAAAUUUAAGAAUGAACAUAUUAAUGAGAAACAAAGAGGAAUUAUAUUGUUAAAUAAAAUAUUUCAACAAAUAGAUGAUCAUGUUAAAAAUAAACACAAAAUUGUAGAUUAUGAUAAUAAAAACAAAAUUACGGAUCAUGAAAAUAAUUUAAAGGAAAAAAACGAAAAACAUAAUACUCUUCAUGAGGGGAAUGUAAAGAAUGAUUAUUUUCAUACAAAACAAACGAAUCGUCAAAAGUAUAACUAUUUUAAAGAAAAUGAUGAAAAAGAUAAUCAAAAUGAAAAACAGUUAUCUUGUCGUAUGUCCGAAAAGUAUCACCUAACAUCGUCAUUUGAUAAUCAUGAAAAGAAUCUUAAAAAACACAUGACGGAAAGGGAAAGGAAGUUACUAGAAAUACAAAUGAAAAUUAACCAAUCCAAAAUAUGUAAUCACAUGGAAGUUAAAAAAGAAAAAAUGUAUGAGGACAGACCAGGUCUAAUAAACACUCAUCGUUUUGAUGAGUACACCAAAUAUAAAUAUGACAAAAAUGUUAGUAUAACGGAUGUACAUUCGAAAGGAAAAAAAAAUAAAGAGACUCAGGAAGGUAUAGGGUCUUUACGAGGUGAACAGAAGGAGGAUAUUAUAAAUACGGCAAAUGGUAGUACAAAUAAUAAUACAUAUGUUAAUGAUGAUGAUGAUCAUAAUAAUAAUAAUAAUAAUAGACGAGAUAAACUCUAUAAUACUAGCGCAUUUCACGUUAAAAAAAUAAUGCAUAAAAAAAAUAAGAAAAAAGACGAUACAUACGAACUAGAAAAUGAUACGAAUUUAUACAAAAAAAUAAAAUUUAAUUUCUCAAUAAACAGAAAAAUAUAUGAUGAGAAAAAAAAAAUACAUGGCUCAAAUUUCUAUAAUAUAAAUUUAUUAAAUCAUGAAAAUACAAAAGCUAAUGAAUAUGAUAAAAAUAAAGUUGUUGAAUUUUGUAAAAAACAAGAAGAGUUAAGAAGUAAAAUGAGUAGGAAAAGAAAAGAAAAAGAAGGAAUCUUCAAAAAUUAUAUUAAUCAAAGAAAUAAAAUAUAUAAUAAAAAGUUGGAUCGAUAUUUUAAUAAACAUACACUUGAAAUUAGAAACAAACUUGAAAACCCAUCAUAA